GUCGCGCCGUGCCAAUCAGCGCCGUGCGGGCCGUACCACGGGGCAGGGCGGGGGGGGAGCGGCCUGUGCAGUGUGAGCCGUGUGGCGGCGGGGCUGUGCGCUGUGUCCGCCGCUCGGGCCGCACCGGGGGUCGUUCAGCCUCAGCCCCGUCACGGGCCCCGCCGCUCCCCAACGCCGCCGCCGCCCCUUCCUGCCCCCAUCGCGCCCCCCGGCCCGCGGUGUGGGAGGCGCCGGGUCCGCUCGGAAGAACGGCGCCGCGCUCAAUGCCCGGGGUGUUCUGGUGGAAUUCACGUCGCACAUUUAUGGCGAUUCUGAGCGUGAGGGCAGAGUUCUGCCAGGCCCAGCACAGCGCCCUGGCCGACAAGUGAGAGCAGGGCCUUCGUGUGCCACACCUACAUUGCCUUGAGGACUCCGGACACAGUGAGCACACUCAAAUAUAUGGGAUAUCUCCUGCACUUUGGAAGCAUAUUCCUUUUACUGACUCUAGCAAAACUAAGCGUCAAGAAAACAAAGUGGAGAGAAAACCUGCCCUUACUUUAUUGCCUCACCAGUGCCUAAAUGUAGAACGGGCUGCCUAGUCCUGCACACAGAGUUGUGGAGCCUGGAGGAUACCACAUGCAGUAACCGAGGCCCAAGUUGAAUUCAAGUGGAUUCUGAAGCAAACCUGCUUUUGUAGAAGCGAGAUCUUUAAGGAACAAACACGUCAACUCAAGCUCUGAUCAAUCCCAGUGGUCUUUUAAUGUUUUCUGCUGUGAAACGUUUCCAAGGUUAUUGAUCAUUUUCUUUUCUCUUUUUUUUUAAAAUUUUUUGGCCCCUCACACAUUUUGUUGCCAUUAUGAACCGUCCGGCCCCCGUGGAGAUCAGCUAUGACGGUAUGCGUUUCCUCAUCACUCACAACCCAACCAAUGCAACCCUCUGCAGGUUCAUAGAGGAGCUGAAGAAGUACGGAGUGACAACCUUGGUGCGAGUCUGUGAUGCCACCUACGAUAAAGCUCCCAUUGAAAGAGAAGGAAUCCAAGUUCUAGACUGGCCGUUCGAUGACGGAGCACCACCCCCCAAUCAGAUAGUUGACGACUGGCUCAACCUGCUGAAAACCAAAUUCCGUGAAGAGAGUGGAUGUUGUGUCGCUGUUCACUGUGUUGCAGGGUUGGGAAGGGCUCCUGUCCUGGUUGCUCUUGCACUGAUAGAAUGUGGAAUGAAGUAUGAAGAUGCAGUGCAGUUUAUAAGGCAGAAAAGGAGGGGAGCUUUCAAUUCCAAACAGCUGCUUUACCUUGAGAAAUACCGACCUAAGAUGCGAUUACGCUGCAAAGAUGCCAACAGUCACUGCUGCGUUCAGUAGGAGAUCUCAGACGAAGAUGGCACUGUUUUCUGGACUCUUGGCACCUGGAAAUGUGAAUCUGGAAUCAAACUGCGUCAUCCAAUUAGUGGUGGAGUCGGUGCUCCCCAACCCCUGUCCUAAUGAUAGUGAUGAUUGGAAAAAAUAAAAAAAAUUAAGAGCAACAUUUUAGUGAAGGAUUAUUUUCUCCUUAAGCUGCAGUUUGAACACCUGCAAGGAGAAAACCGGUUUCCAAACCCUCUGUAUUUUUAACUUUUUAAGAAAAGAAAUAAAGUAAAUUUUAUGUCUAAGGAAAACCAGCAGAGCAUUGGCUUGUGCAGAAACUUUUCUUGAUCUGAGGAAAGUACCCCGUGGUUAUGGCCUGCUGCAUUACUGCCAGUAGGACUCUGCUAAAUAGCGUUGCCUUUCUUUAGCAGCCGGCAGACAGAUGUGAGAAGCCUUCUCAGUGCUGGGGAGUGACCUGCUGGCCUUAGCCCCAUCUGGGCACCCCUGGGAUUCCCCAGUGGUUGUGUUGUGUGUCUGCGUGGCGUUCAGAGCUGCAGGGGGAACCGAACUGACCUGUGUCCAGCAGACUCAGUGUCGGUUCAGCACUUGAACGUAGUGCAAUAAAGUUCUUGCAGUAAAACGUC
This is a messenger RNA of Coturnix japonica (Japanese quail), 1965 nucleotides long. It is a transcript of the gene PTP4A2, whose product is annotated as protein tyrosine phosphatase 4A2. Gene Ontology annotation, biological process: protein dephosphorylation. The record is from RefSeq and is a predicted model, not a curated record. Lineage: Eukaryota; Metazoa; Chordata; Aves; Galliformes; Phasianidae.